UUGAGAUAUAAGGUGACAGGGUCAUCAGUGAGGGAGACGGCGAUCCAGCGAGUCCAUCUGGCCAUCAUGUUUCCUCGUUCUGUGUUCCUCCUGUUGUGCCAUGCAUGGCUCGGUUUUUCUUUGACUCUCAAGAAUCACUCAUUCCAUGGGGUUGCAGUUGUGCUUCAUUCGCAAGAUGAUCCCGAAUUUUGGAUAGAAGGUCUGAAGGAAGGGUUCAUGAACGCCUCCCAAGUCAUCUUCAGUGCCUCAAGCCAUAAGACAUUCUUCGAGGAAAUUGACGUCUUCGCCGACCCUUCCCUGAAUGACCUUCGGGGAUCACGGGAGCGAGUCCCUUUCCCUCGAGACGUUCAGAUCUUCUUCACGAAGUUGAACGGGGAUGGAGAUCGAGAUGGAUUGAAUGCUGAGGCGGAUCCCGACCCUUUCACGCCCCAAGCGGGGCAGCAUUGCGCCCAGACCAAUCGUCUCCCGAUCGUCUAUCCUACCACUUCGACUAAGAUUGUUCCAAAACGCUUCGCGAAAGAGUGGCUCAAGUAUCGGUACGGGGUGUUCGACGAGCAUGGCUACUACAAUGAUACUGAUUAUCCCUUGACCUUCUGUCCAGCAGAGGAAGUGAAUGGCCUACCCGGCAAAUACCAGCCGUUGGCCUGCACGGGGAAUCCCUCCUUGGAGGGAAAUUAUGUCAUUCCUGAAAUCAAUUACAACUUCUUUCAACCGGUUGUUCCCACAAAAUUCCUUCUCCUCGUCGAUGCCUCUGCCAGCAUGAACGGCUCCAAAUUGGAGAGGAUGAAGCAGGGAGUGAAAAAGUGGCUGGGGGAGCUGCACUCUGGCAGCGAAGUCGGCGUCAUCUCCUUCAAUUACGGGGCGAAUGAGGUCUUCGAUCUCAGGAAAGUUUCGGAUUUCGCAGCGAAGGACGCCCUGUUGGAGUCCUUUCCGAUCGUUGGGAGAGGGCCUUCAUGCUUUGGGUGUGCCAUUUCCUUAGCUCUAGAGGCAUUGACGGACGCAGUAGAUGGGCCUUGGGAUGGCACAUUGGUGGCCUUAACCGAUGGGCACGAGAACGAACACCCUUUUGCGCAGUCUCUGGAAAGCGAUCUCGUAAGAGCUAAUGUUUCCUUGCAUAUUAUCAGCUUGGAUGUCUCCCCGCCGGUUGACCUCGUAGAUCUCGUCUCCAGGCUUCGGGGUCAGGUCAUCAUAGUGCCGCAGAAUGGCGAAGAAGUCGAGGACGUGGAGGACAGACUCGCCGCAGCUCUCCUAGAAACCCUGCAACUGCCGUGGCUUUGGCCUGAUCCUGCGGUGAAGAUUUGGGAGAAGCGGCUUCUGCUGGGGAACGGCGAGAAAACAUCUUGGAGUGUUUCCGUGCCCGUGGAACCUCAUCCGCUCUAUGAGGCGUGGCUGAGCAUUCGUUGGUCGCAGUCCGUCCUGGUGAAGUCUUGCAACGCAGACGAGGGGAAGGCCUGCGACACGGACCACACUCGUCGCCUUUCCAGGAUCUUCAUUGCUCGAGAUGGAGUCGAAGCGGGAGGUCAGGUAAAGGUGAACCUGGUACUGGAGUCAGUGGGGGGAGAAGGAGCAAUCAGUGUAGCCCAUAUCGUCCAAAGAAAUUCAAGGAACUCUGAUAGAGUUCAAGUGAUAGCCUGGUUUCAAGGUCGAGGCGGAUGGUUUGAACACGAAGGUGCACCGAACACUGCAAUUCACGCAAUAGUAAUUGGAGACGACUGGACAGACAAUGCCCCGUCGGGGAUCCAGGCCAGUGCUACUGUCUAUCUUCCUGGCAGAACACCAAUCUCAUUCCCUUUGAAGGACAAUGGAAUAGAUCCAGACUUGGAUGCUGGCGACGGAAUCUUUAGCAGGGAUUGGCCCCAAUUUGGAGACACUGGCCGCCAUUACGCUUGGUUGAGGGUAGAAUGGGAAGGGUCGAAUCGGCCUUUCCACAAGUUCCUUGGAUCCUUUUGGUCUGAUGGGGACGUCAACAUGAAAUUUGACCAAAUUCCACCCAACCGCAUAACAGACUUGAAGGCUCGAAAGUUGAAUGACGGAAUUCUACUGAAUUUCACUGCUGCAGGGAAUAAUGGGACUCAUGGGGGCAACGCUGCCUCUUACAUAAUCAAGUUUUCGAACGAUUUGAUGGAUCUCACAUCGACAAAAUUCCAAAACGAGUCACUGGAGACACUUGAAUUCGACUCCACGGCGACGACAGAAGGGGGCCAAGAGACUUAUGAGCUCGACAAAUCCAUCUUAAAUGACACGACCGGAUACAAAUAUGCUGCCAUUCAGGCUGUCGACCCAUCAUUGGGAGAGCAAAUUAAUCCUUCGAAUAUCGUCUAUCUUCGAUUUCCUACUUGUGAGCUUCCCAAACACGUGGAAUCAAUCAACUUGGCGGAUAAAGAUGCCCCAAUUGAAGAUCGGAAAGGUGUACUCGACAACCCGUGUCCUGCAACCUACAACGCAAGCUAUUGCCAAAAGCCCUAUUAUGAUGGAGUGAAAGGAAAAUGCUUCUUCUUCUGCGAAGAUUCGGUCCCUGGCGACCCCAACACUCCUGCUGAUGAACCAACUCCAUGGCGUGAUGACAUGUACCUGCUGUGCACUGAAAAUCAGACGAAUAUGACGGGGUAUGCAGUGGGUCACAUCCAAUCGAUGGAGCAGUACGAUGGACUCGCCGAGUUUCUCACCAAGGAACUGAAUAUCAGCGGUGACAUCUUCAUGUCAUCUAGGUUUUCUGUGAGGUACCACACGGAAGACCACAAUAGCUACACAGGCAUGAACAUCUCCUGGCUCGAUUGGGAAACGACAUUAAACGAUUCAUUGUUCGAAGCAUUUUUCCCGCCAGUGGAAGAUCUGACGUCUUUCGACGGACUUCCUUUUAUUUUUCUCGCCCUCACAAACCCCAACGAUGGCUAUGACAAGUGGAAAAUGAAACAGGUGGGUGUGGACGAUGCCAUUUCCUGGCUCCUCUGUGAGAACAACUGCAGGACGCCUGGGAACACUUGGGGUCGGAAGGCAGGACGCCUGGGAACACUUGGGGUGGGAAGGCAGGACACCUGGGAACACAUGGCGGCAAAGGGGGACGCCUCGCUCAGAUAG
This is a messenger RNA of Darwinula stevensoni, 3078 nucleotides long. NCBI's taxonomy places the organism in Eukaryota, Metazoa, Arthropoda, Ostracoda, Podocopida, Darwinulidae. The record is from the annotation of a GenBank genome assembly.